Messenger RNA from Darwinula stevensoni, 629 nucleotides. The record is from the annotation of a GenBank genome assembly. Lineage: Eukaryota; Metazoa; Arthropoda; Ostracoda; Podocopida; Darwinulidae.
CGUUGAUCCGUUCUGCUGUCCGCGCGCCUCGGAGACGAUUAUUGACUGAAAAACGGUCCCGUCGGGUGGAGGAGGAGAAAAGGAGAGGGGAUGGAGCUCCGGCCUCACAGUUUCUCGGCGUCUGGGUGCGAACAAUGUGCAGCAAGCUCUUGUCGCUCGUCCUCUUCGUCCCCCUGGCCUGGACUGGGAGCGAGGUGGUGGAGGAUCGCCAGUCUAAGAUGCUGGGCUUCGGCAUGCCGUCCAUCUUCCAACUGAUGACGUUUGCGAAUGGGCUGUGCAACAACACGGCGGGGGACACGGGGACGUGCUACAAGUACAGCGAGUGCAAGAGGAAGGAGGGGAAGGCGAACACGGCCUGCGCCUCUGGCCUCGGCGUCUGCUGCGUCUUUCAAUCUACGUGCAGGAAUAACACAUCGGAGGAAGUUUCCUACUUCGUGAAUCCCUCUUAUCCCAUGUCGGAUUCCCUGACCCAAGUGUGCGACUACCGCGUCGACAUAAGUCGACCCACCGUCAUCCAGAUCAGGUUGGAUUUCAUGGAGUUCGAGCUGCCGGGGCCGCGGCCGUUCGCGCUCCCGCUGGAGGUUCCAAAGGCGAGUCAGAAGUUGCUGGACGCAAGAAGCGAACCGAGC